UUAAAGCUAAACAAGCAUAUGAGAAAAAAGGAAAAGAAAAAAAGGGAUGAAAAAAGUUAAAGAAAAAAAUAAAGAAAAAUAAGAAGAGGAAAAAAAGAAAGGAGGAGGAGCACAAGAAGCCAGUCCUCCGUUUGCAGCUCAUCUCAUAAUCCCUUUCUCCUCCGAACCACCCCCACCCACCACCCGAUCGCCGCUUUCCGCCGUCAUCUCCGGCGGGACCAUCUAUGUUUUCCGUUGAACAACAAAAGGUUUAGGUAUUAUGAAGAAUAUUUAUUUGGACCCUGGAUCAUCUGCUUCUUAAAUCGUUGGAAUUUUGUAUUGUUGGACUCUCUUGUGUUGUUUAAAUCUCAAUAUGCAGAAGAGUGUCAGUCUAUCCAAGCAUAAUUCUCUGAGACUGACAACUCAGCAAUCUCUUCGUCGUCUGGGGCUAUGUUCUCAAGUGUCGACUGGACAACAAACUUCACCUGUUGUCUUCCCUGAAAAACGUAAUAGCAGAGGGAAGGCUGCAAGUGCUAACAACGCUAAUCCUAAUGAGGCUAAGAGGGAUGAACAUAGGAUUGAUGUUGGAGAUGAGAAGUCUGACUUACUAGGAUAUGAAGUAUUCACAGGAAAACUCUCUCUCGACAAAAGGAAAUCUUGUAAAAACCUUGAGGUACAGACUUCGGAGAGUUCAAACUCAGAUACGGUUGAUGCUAAACUAACGAGCAAGGCACUGAUUUGGGGCUCUAACAUACUGCGGCUAGAUGAUGUGAUUUCGCUGUCGUACUGUGUUGGUCUUAGACAUUUUACUGUCCAUGCAUAUCCUGUUAGAAAGGGCUCGUGUUACCUUUUCACUAAAAGUGGGAGAAGUAGGAAGGACUUUCGUUUUUUCGCAUCCACCUCAGACGAUGCCAUUCAGUGGGUCAAUGCUUUUGCUGAUCAACAGUGCUAUGUUAAUUGCUUGCCUCACCCAAUGGCUUCUAAGAAGCUGAGCUCAGAUCUGGUAUUCAACGAGUUUCCUCCCGAGUCAUAUAUAAGAUGUAAAAGUGCACCCAAAAUGCUCGUCAUUUUAAACCCUCGAUCCGGACGUGGUCGGUCAAGCAAAGUUUUCCAUGGUUUGGUUGAGCCUAUAUUCAAGCUCUCCGGAUUUGAGUUAGAAGUUGUUAAAACACAAUCUGCUGGUCAUGCUCGAAAACUUGCAGCCAGUGUUGAUUUCAGUACAUGUCCUGAUGGUAUUAUAUGUGUAGGAGGUGAUGGAAUCAUAAAUGAGGUUUUGAAUGGUUUACUCAGUAGAGAAAACCAGAAAGAAGCUAUUUCAAUCCCGAUCGGAAUCAUACCUGCUGGUUCUGAUAAUUCAUUAGUCUGGACGGUUCUUGGAGUUAGAGAUCCAGUAUCUGCAGCAAUAGCAAUAGUGAAGGGAGGUCUUACUGCCACUGAUGUUUUUGCUGUCGAGUGGUAUCAUACUGGAGCCAUUCACUUUGGGAUGACAGUUACAUACUUCGGUUUUAUAAGCGAUGUACUCGAGCUCUCCGAAAAAUACCAGAAACGAUUCGGCCCAUUACGCUACUUUGUUGCCGGUUUUCUCAAAUUCCUAUGCUUGCCCAAGUACAGCUACGAACUCGAAUAUCUCCCAGCCCGAUUAGAAGGCCGCGAAGGCGGCAAACUCCCAAAUGACCACGAAGUCAUAGACAUGGCCGAGCUCUACACCGACAUAAUGCGCCGCUCGAGCAAAGAAGGCCUCCCCCGCGCUUCAAGCCUCUCGAGCAUCGACUCCAUAAUGACCCCAAGCCGCAUGUCGGCUGCCGAAGUCGACACAACCUGCAGCAGCAGCAACGAGCCCUCAGAUUACGUUCGGGCCAUCGACCCGAAAUCCAAACGCCUCUCUGCCGGCAGAAACAACGUAGCCGGGCCCGGGCCCGAGCCCGAAGUCAUCCACCCUCCUCUCCCGCUAUCGGUUACUCCAAACUGGCCCAGGACUCGGUCAAAGUCACGGAGUCGAGCUGGGCCAAACGCUGCCAACGACCCCACUAGAGGUUCGUGGGCCACGACCACGACUUACGACAGAGAGGAUAUCUCUUCGACUUUGUCAGACCCGGGCCCGGUUUGGGAUGCCGAGCCCAGGUGGGAUUCGGAGCUCAAUUGGGAGGUGGAGAACCCGAUUGAGUUGCCGGGCCCACUUGAGGGGUUGGAGGGAGGUGAUGUGAAGGAUAAGGAGAGUGUGGUGAGAUCGGAGGAGAAUUGGGUGGUGACGAAGGGGAAGUUUCUUGGGGUGUUAGUGUGCAAUCACUCGUGCAAGACUGUGCAGAGUUUGAGUUCGCAAGUGGUGGCGCCGAAGGCGGAGCACGACGACAGUGCUUUGGAUUUGUUGCUGGUGCGUGGGAGCGGGAGGUUUAAGCUGUUGAGGUUUUUCUUGCGCCUGCAAACGGGAAAACAUCUUUCCUUGCCGUAUGUCGAGUAUGUUAAGGUUAAAUCGGUGAGAAUAAAACCUGGAAAGCACACGCACAAUGGAUGUGGCAUCGAUGGUGAACUAUUCCCAGUUAACGGACAAGUCAUAUGUUCAUUACUCCCAGAACAGUGUAGACUUAUCGGGCGCUCUCCAUCUUCUUCCAAGUGAUCACUUUGAAUAACUCAAGAGUUUGAGGUCUUUGUAAAUUUUUGUCGAUGCUUUUCGGUCUUCCGGAUCAGAAUUUGAGGUGCCUGUAAAUUUAACGCGUCGUAUAUUUUUCUAUACUGGCUCACUAUAUAUAUCGAACAUGUAUCAUUGCAGUUGCCACACAUGCCGAUUUGCCCCGAACUGGCUUUGUAUGGAAUGUAGACAGUAUAAACCCUCUUUUGCCUGAUGUAUUUUGCUU
Molecule: messenger RNA, 2831 nt
Organism: Striga asiatica
Lineage: Eukaryota; Viridiplantae; Streptophyta; Magnoliopsida; Lamiales; Orobanchaceae
Source: the annotation of a GenBank genome assembly